This is a messenger RNA of Alternaria conjuncta, 3816 nucleotides long. RefSeq lists its product as uncharacterized. The record is from RefSeq and is a predicted model, not a curated record. Gene Ontology annotation, biological process: protein phosphorylation. Gene Ontology annotation, molecular function: protein kinase activity; ATP binding. The transcript has 5 exons. The coding region runs from base 1 to 3816 and encodes 1271 amino acids. NCBI's taxonomy places the organism in Eukaryota, Fungi, Ascomycota, Dothideomycetes, Pleosporales, Pleosporaceae.
AUGUCUGGGACUGGGUCCCAAACACGCAUCCCCUCGAGCACGGGAGGCCCCGAUACCAAUAUCUCGAUUGAGGAUGUGCCGAUUACAGGUAGCGGGAUUCAAAAUCUGUCCGCGGAUAUCUAUAACGCUCUUUGCGACAACUGGGAAGACAAGAAAUUCCUCCCCAACGACGAGAUGCGCCAUUUUGCCUCCGAAGACAGCAUUCAAUCCAUUUUCGGUGCCGUGAAAGCCUUUGCGAGCAUGGACGACCUUGUAAGGUUCAUCCAGAACGAAGCGCUGCGGCUGUUCCUGAUCCUCGUCCUGAUGGAAAGAAAAUCUUUAGAGCGGGAACUCAAAUCUUUUCAAGACAACGGGUUUGAUGAUCAUGCACUACCAAUCAGGUUCAAUAGAGACAAUACAGCAUCUGCUGUGCAGGGGCCGGAUCAAAGUAAACGGCACUGCGUUUUUCACCAUUGGGAACGCGGCGAAAAGGAACUCUUUGCCAGUUACCAAUAUCGUUUCACGGCCCCUGUUUUUGGCACGACUGAAUUCCAUCAGCAAGUUCCUGUGGGGCAAUGGUUGCCUUUCUUGGAGGUAGCACCACAACCCGCGAGCAGUGGGUACUUUGGAGAGGUUACGAGGACUGUCAUUCACGCUAAGCACAUCGAUCCGUCAUCGAAACUGUCGACGUUCAUUUGGACCUCUAAGGAACCUGAUCAGGAUGGGAAGCGUCUGCAGAUGGAUGCGAUAGUAAUCGCAGUCAAGAAAGCUAAGGAGGGCGAUGAGGACCCCAAUCCCAGCUACAGCCGCGCCGCAUUCUUCGAUAAAGAAGUGGAGAAUCUUGACCGGCUACGGAAAUACAACUCACCGCAUCUCAUCAAGCCCAUUUCAGGCUAUCGACACGGCAAUAACAGAUGUCUCAUCUUUCCCUGGGCAGAUGGAGGCAACUUAGGCGAUUAUUGGAAGCAAUUCCCAAGUCAUGCGGGAAACAAGAGCCGUGUUCUAUGGCAGAUUCGACAGUUCGUAGGAAUCUGCUCUGCAUUGGAAGCACUUCACAAUGAUAACAUCCGACACGGAGAUCUCAAGCCAGAAAACAUCCUUUGGUUCGAUCGUAGCAAUAUCGAUGGAGGAACCUUGCAGAUCGCAGACCUCGGUCUUGCUGCUUUUCAUGAGAAGGAACAACACACUCAACUUCGUAAAUCUGGGACCAAAACACCGUCAGGCACCUCUCGAUACGAACCGCCAGAAAUGGAUCAACAGCGUCGCACACGAGAUCCACAUGACCCUCAAUCACCGAAAUACGGGACUCGGUCACGCCAAUAUGACAUCUGGUCUUUAGGAUGCGUUGUCCUCGAACUCCUCAUAUGGCUUGCUUGCGGCCCUAGAGAUGUGGAAGUGUUCAGGGGAGACACUUUGUAUUUCUGGCAGAAGGCUUCAGAACGCGAAGAUGGCGAAUACAUGGUGCACGAACACGUCGUCGCGGUCAUGGGCGCCCUGAGCAGAUAUUUCAAACCCGGUUCCGCUUAUGAAUGCAUCCUCCAGCUGGUAGAAACCCGGCUUCUCGUCGUCAAAGUCUCACGAAAUCAAGAACAUGUACCGGAAGACUGCCGAGGAAGCGCCACCAAAGUACACGACUGCUUUGCCGAGAUCUCUCAAAGAUGUCAGACUGAUGAGACCUUCCUGUCGCCUUCUCCAGAUAAGCUUAGAUAUUUUCAACCCGAUCCCAACGCGACACGGCGGGGUAGCGUCCAACGCAGUGAAUUUCAUGAAAAGAACGGUAAGCUUGCGGUGCCUAACCAACGACUUGCUGCCAAGCCUACUUUGGGUCCAUUUCAGACAAUAGCAGAGAGUACGACUGCUGAAGCAGCAGGCAGUCUGGAGCCAGAACUGCCAGAUGUCUUUCAACUCACUGUUCGCAAGCCGACCUUCAGGCAAUCUGGCGACAACCUGCAUAGUCAGGUGUCACAGGCCUCCAAUCAUCAAGAAAAUUUCGGUGACCUGGCUCAGAGCUCAAGCAAAAUCAACGAUGACUGGACGUCCUUUCCAGACAAUGACUUUGCUGCAAGAUAUUUUGAUACCAUCGGGUGGGAUAAAGCUGUCCCGAUACCAAACAGUGUUCAUGAUGGCCGUUGCAAGCACUGCUACUCGAGUGAUUCAAUGGAUUUGUUCGACACGGCAUGUGAUCUUGAAGUACUGCAGGAGAAGGCGAGGGCCUGCGAGCUUUGUAGCAUGCUUCAGGACGCAUUGAACACUCAGCAUUUGAGAGCACCAGGAGUAGUCAACCUACGCCGCGAUACUGCUCACGUAGGUAUCAAAGACGGGCCCAAUCUUCUCUCUUUGUACUGCGAGCCAGAUUCAAAAGUACCAAUUCCUAAGGGCGCACAACUGGGCCUUGCGCAGCUCUUCGAUACAGACACGGCCGAAUUCUAUGCGCUUUUGAAGGGGUGGAUCCAAGUUUGCGACAAAGAGCAUGUCCAGUGUCGACGUACUGAUGAAACAUUGACUAUGCCGACUCGUCUCAUAGAAGUGGGCAGACAGCUUCGCCUCGUCGAAACAGCAGACAUCGAACCAUCGCGAUACGCGGCCCUAAGUCACUGCUGGGGGAAGUUAGAACCGCACCAGAAAUUCUGCACCUACAAGAACAACUUCACGCACCGCAAAGAAGGGAUUGACUUCGAGGCCCUGCCACGUACGUUCCGCGACGCAAUCACUGUGACACGGAGACUUUGCGUAGAGUACAUCUGGAUCGACUCGCUAUGCAUCGUCCAGGACGACAAAACGGAUUGGGAAAGCGAAGCGAGCAAGAUGGAACAGGUGUUCAGCGCCGCAUUCUUCACAAUUGGCGCAAGUUCAGCCGAAUCAUCGCUCCAAGGGUUCCUUGCCAACCGCAAGCCUCGAACAGUGUUGAAGGUACCUAGUAAUACAUCCGGGAUGAUGUAUGCCUGUUUAGAUACCGACAACUUCCAUAACGAUGUUGAGCUCUCGCCGCUUAACAGCCGAGGCUGGGUACUGCAAGAGAGGGCAUUAUCUCGUCGCACGAUGUUCUUUACUUCGAAGCAAGUCUACUGGGAGUGCGGUGGUGGGAUACACUGUGAAACUCUGACCCGUCUUAAAAAUUCGAGAGGGGCUCUUCUGGGUGAUGCCAACUUCCCAACGACCGCCGUUGGACACUACAAAGACGGUAGGCAGCUCCUCAUACAAGAUCUGUACGAACGAUACUCGGGUUUAGCCUUCACCGAGCCUGCGGAUCGAUCCGUCGCUAUACUAGGGUUGCAAAAACGACUUUCGCACGCUUUCAACAUGAAAGCAGCUCACGGACUCUUCGAUGCGUACUUUUCUCGAGGCUUGCUAUGGAAACGCCGCAAUCCGCAGCGCAUGGAGCGCAUUCCCCAAAUACCUGACCGAAAGGUUCCCAGCUGGUCAUCACUGUCGAAAGAAGGGAAGAUACAGUACUUGGAUGCAACUCAUGAGUUGAAGUUCAAAGAGGUUGAUUGGGCUGACGACUUUAAAAGCCCCUUCGUGACCUUGAAAGAUACCCCCGAUGAGAACAAAAUAUUUAAGUUUUCGGGUUUGGCUAGGGAGAUGAAUCUCUCGACGAAAGACAUGGCGAUAGGCAUCAGGUUUGACGAUGAUGUGGAUUUCGAGGCAAAAGGUCUUCGAUGCGUUGUCAUUGGAAGAGAUAGAAUUGGACAAGGGCAGGUGAGCCCAAAGAACCACGUGCUGGUGAUUCAUCAAUCGCUGAACGACAAGAGGGAUCUUAUCUGGGAGAGAGUUGGAGUUGCGUCACUCGACUCCAGUGUCAUCAAGGAUGAAGGAUCAUGGGUGGAUAUACAUUAG